GAGAGGGGCUCGGGCAGGAGUUGGCGGAGCGGGCUGGGCUGGGCAUCGCCGGGGGGGGGGUGUCGGAAAGAGACUGUGGAGGAGCAGCGGAGUCGGUUCCCAAAGGCCCCUGUGUGUGUCUGCGCUUGUGAGCGAACGGGACGGACAGAAGUCGCUGGGACUUCUCCCUUGGAGUUUCUGUGCCGAGAAUCUGAUGUUGGGCUCGGCUACCUGGCUGAAUACAGCAGAUCAGCCCAUGAAAACUUCUAUUCCUAGCCAAAGGAAGGAGUCCAGCAAAAGGCAGCACCUACUCUUUCAGGCUUGGAAGCAAGAAAGGGGGCAAGAGUUGGAGAGUGUGGAAUCUGAGAAGACAACUGAAAGGUGACAUUAAAGUUGAAGAUGGGUGGUGGAGAAAGAUUCAACAUUCCAGUUCCCCAGUCUAGAAAUACCACCAAGAACCAUCAACAACUUAAAAACAGACAGAAGAAUAAAGACCAGAAUUCACAGAUGAAGACCUACAUGAAGAAAGAAAGAGGACAUGGAUGCAAUUCAUCAUCUGGUGCAUGGCAGGCCAUGCAGAAAGGGGGAAAGAGCAACGUUCAUUUCCCCAAUAAUCAAAAUUGGAGUCCUGCUUUAGCGAAUCACAACCUGUUUUUCACACCUCAAACCAACCAGAACUAUGCUGGAGCAAAAUUCAGUGAGCCACCCUCACCAAGUGUUCUUCCUAAGCCACCAAGCCACUGGGUACCUGUUUCUUUUAAACCUUCUGAUAAAGAAAUAAUGACAUUUCAGCUUAAAACAUUACUUAAAGUUCAGGCUUGAGAUGUAACUUUUUCUGGUUUUAAAGUUACUUAAAUUGACAGGGUUUCAAAUUUGAGAAUUGUUGUUCCUCACUCCAGCUGCACAGGUGUACAGAACUAGAUGUUCUUGCUGCAUGUAGUUAGUUACUUGGAAGAGAAGGGGGUGGAAGUUUACACUCCCCUCAUGUUUUACCUCAAAAGUUGUGUGCUGUGUUCACUGUGAAAUAGGUAUUUUCUCUAUAAUCAUCUAAUCAAAUCCAGAGCAGUCACCAUUAUUGUCUUGUAAAUGGGACUGUCUCCCACAGUUGUGAUUCUUAACUGGUAUGGCAGUAGCAAACCAGCUUUUACCUGACUUGCCCCAGCACUAGCUGGAAAAGAACCCCAAACCAACGCACUGGAAGCUUCUGUCAGGUACUUUGUUGCUUUCCAAACUUGCAUAAUAUUUGCCCGUUCAGUCAGAACUCUGCAGAGCAGAUUUGCCAAGCAGAGACCUCCCUCUUGGCACCAGCUAAAUCAGGUUGUUCUUGUGUUUGUACCUGUGAGCUUUAUCUGGCACUCUGGGAUGGGGGGGACAAACAUUUCAAGCCUGUGACUUAAAAUUGAUCUAGGAGAUAUUGGUGCAUGUUCUGGAAAAGCUGGAAGGAAACAUCAGGCUCAUCUGCAACUGCCUCUUCUCCAGCUCAGCUUCCUUGGAAUCCCCACAGGUCAGUCUGUGCCAACUGGUGACACUGCAGUGCCAGAUGACUGCCAGAAAAACUAAAAAAAGAAAAAAAAAUCCUUUCCCAUUGCACUCCUGAGCUCUAAAGUAGAUUUUUGUAUCAAGUAGUGAAAAAGGUGGAGUAGUUCCUUAGGCUGGUCUUAAAUUGGUUACCCCAGAAUGAUGGUUUCAAGUUACAGUAGCUUGUGGCAAGUAUUCAAAUGUUUUCAUAGGGAAGACAGAGCCAUGUAAAUAAAUGUAAAACUUUGUAGCAUAUGUAAAUUGAUGCUGGGCUUUCCUGCACAGACAUAUUUUUAGUACAAAACUGCUGAAUGUAAGAUGGCCAUGCUGAGCACGUGGCCUAAUUUAAAAAAGAUAUUUUGUUUAAAAAAAAAAAAAAGACAUUUGUGGCUGUGCCCUUGCACUUCACAUACAGUGAAUAUGCACAUUUUACUUGGUUGUGAGCUCAUUUUAAAGUAAACUCAGUGCAAAAGAGGCUUAUUUAGAUUUUUUUUUAAAUAAAAUAAAAAAAAAAACUAAAAAAAAAAAAAGCUGCUGAAGUUUGAAGAUACUCAUGUUCUGAAUGUAUAGGAGAGGUGUGUAUUAAAUGAUGGAAAAACACUAAGGUGUUCAAAAAGCCAUGUUUCCCAAGAAAUGCAAAUGGCUCAGAUUGGGUGCUUGAUGAAACGGAAGUACUUUAACAAUGUUUCUAAAAAAUUGCUACAAUGUUGUUCUGUCCCAAUAUUUGCUUAAAAUGUCAACUUCAGAGUGGGGACAGGGCAGCUUUCAGUUCUGUCCCCGAUCAGUUGAUUCUGUAAUGGAAACAACUGAGCUGUGAGAACAGAAUCUGAGGUGGUUUCAAAAUGCAGUAAUGACUUAAGAAUUGCUUUUAAGUUGAAAGGGAGUUCUACAGAUUGUGAAAUAUUCUUGGACGUGUCUUUUUGUGCAUUCAAAAUGCACUGGCAGCUGGUUGAAUGUUUACAAAUCCAUGGUUGUAAAUCAAGUUUAAUUGGCAGUGUUGAAACUUGGAAAUCUUGGUGACCUGGACCCUUGACCAGUGUGUGAGCUGUAUCCCAGUUACAACUGUAUCCUCGACUGCAAAUUGUCAGUUACUAAUGGUGUACCUACAAAUUGGAAACAAAAUUUUAAAUAAACUAAAAUUUUCACCCCCUAAAA
Messenger RNA from Apus apus (common swift), 2652 nucleotides. It is a transcript of the gene PNRC2, whose product is annotated as proline rich nuclear receptor coactivator 2. NCBI's taxonomy places the organism in Eukaryota, Metazoa, Chordata, Aves, Apodiformes, Apodidae. The transcript is spliced from 3 exons. Gene Ontology annotation, cellular component: nucleus; P-body. The record is from RefSeq and is a predicted model, not a curated record. The coding region runs from base 379 to 801 and encodes 140 amino acids. Gene Ontology annotation, biological process: nuclear-transcribed mRNA catabolic process, nonsense-mediated decay.